Aspergillus candidus is the source of this 1764-nucleotide messenger RNA. Its product is annotated as lytic polysaccharide monooxygenase AA11 family protein. The transcript has 2 exons. The coding region runs from base 310 to 1515 and encodes 401 amino acids. NCBI's taxonomy places the organism in Eukaryota, Fungi, Ascomycota, Eurotiomycetes, Eurotiales, Aspergillaceae. The record is from RefSeq and is a predicted model, not a curated record.
AGUGAUCUUGUCCUAUUGUCCAUUCCUUGCAAUCUUCCAUUGUUAAGCCUUUUUUUGUCACGCCUCGUGCCAGGGACAAUAAAGAACGUUCCCCCUCCAGACAAUCCGCGGUCACUCAUUUCAUUGAGACUGUCCUUUCAACAAUAAAAGCUCUUGCUCAGCCAUUACCACCGUCCUUGUUCUCUGAUCCGUCUGGUACGAUCAGAACUUGACAUCUCAUUCUCUUCAACUGUCAAACAGUAUCUCAUUUUUUUGCGAAUCUCGCCAACUGCACCAAUAAAAAAACAAACAAAAAAUACAAUCGGCAGAAUGUUUUACAAGACUGGUCUUACCGCCGUUCUGCUCGGCGCUUCCGCCGCCAAUGCUCACAUGAUCAUGGCCAAGCCCGCUCCCUACGGCGCGGCCACCCUCAACAACUCGCCUUUGCUGGCCGAUGGCAGUGACUUCCCCUGCAAGCAGCGCAGCGGUGUCUACGAUGCCCCCGAUGAGGAGACCACCGCCAAGAUCGGCCAGUCCAUGCCCCUGAGCUUCACCGGUACCGCUGUCCACGGCGGUGGUUCCUGCCAGGUCAGUCUGACCAAGGACCUCAAGCCCACCAAGGACUCCGAGUGGAUGGUCAUCAAGUCCAUCGAGGGCGGCUGCCCCGCCAACGUGGAUGGCAACCUCCCCGAGGGCGGCGCCGGCCCCGAAAGCUCGCUGUCCUACAAGAUCCCUGAGGGUAUCGAAGAGGGCAAGUACACUCUCGCCUGGACCUGGUUCAACCGCGUCGGCAACCGUGAGAUGUACAUGAACUGCGCCCCCAUCACCGUCGAGGGCGGCAGCUCCUCCAAGCGCGAUGUCCAGGAGAAGCGCGACGUCGAGAAGCGCUCUGCCAACUUCCCCGCCAUGUUCGUCGCCAACGUCAACGGCUGCACCACCCAGGAGAGCGUCGACAUCCGCUUCCCCAACCCCGGUGAAUAUGUCGACCGUGUCGGCAGCGCCAGCAACCUCGCGUCCGAUGGCGACGACGCUUGCAGCGGCACUCCUUCCUUCGCCGGCGCUGGCACCAAGAAGGGCUCUUCCAGCUCUGGUGGUUCCAGCGGUGGCUCCUCCGACUCCGGCAGCGCUCCUGAGCCCACCAAGCCCAGCGGCGGUGCGACCGAGGCUCCCGCUCCUGGCGUCUUUGCUCCCACCGACUCUGCCACGAGCAGCCCUACCGCCCCCGCUGAGCCCGCCGAGCCCGCCGAGCCCACCGAGCCCGCUCAGCCCGAGCCUUCCGCCACGACCCCUCCCGCCAAGGGCUCCUCCGAGGGCAGCCUGACCGGCGCCUGCGACGAGGAGGGUCUCUGGAACUGCGUCGACGGCUCCUCCUUCCAGCGCUGCGCCUCCGGUCAGUGGUCGGAAGUGCAGCCCAUGGCCGCCGGCACCCAGUGCGAGGCCGGGCAGACUCAGAACCUGUCCGUGACGGCCCUCAAGCCCCGGAUGCUCUCCGCGAUGCGUCACGCCCGACGUGCUCAUGGAGGCCACCACGCCUAAGCGUCCACCUCUUAUCUCUCUUCCCUCCUCUCUCUCCCGCCGGUCGGGAGAACGAGGGGGAGAGAGGAGUCAACUUGGCCUUUUUGACGACGUCUUGAGUUCUUCGUUCCCUGUCGCGGGGCAUCGGGCCGGCUUUGUGAGGGACUUUUCUUGAAUUUCAUUCUCUUCUGUAUGUACAUUUUUAUCUAGCCGUGUGAUCUUUGGGGAUGGAAUAGGAAGAGAAUAGAUCUGGAGUGAACAUCAUCAAUA